GGGGCCGCGCUCGGGGGAGACCGCGGUGGAGCUGCGCCCGUGGCCGCUGGGCGCCCGCUCGCCCGCCGGCCCCCGCCGCCGCCGCCGCCGCUCACCCGCAUCUCCGCUCCCCGCUUCCCUCCCCGCCGCGUCCCCGCGCGAAGAUGGCAACCGACGCGCUGCACGAGAAGGAGACGCUGGCGUCGCUGAAGAGCGAGGCCGAGAGCCUCAAGGGCAAACUGGAGGAGGAGCGGGCCAAGCUGCACGACGUGGAGCUGCACCAGGUGGCAGAGCGGGUCGAGGCCCUGGGGCAGUUUGUCAUGAAGACCAGAAGGACCCUCAAAGGCCACGGGAACAAAGUUCUCUGCAUGGACUGGUGCAAAGAUAAGAGGAGGAUCGUGAGCUCAUCACAGGACGGAAAGGUGAUCGUGUGGGAUUCCUUCACUACCAACAAGGAGCACGCGGUCACGAUGCCCUGCACGUGGGUGAUGGCAUGUGCAUAUGCCCCGUCAGGAUGUGCCAUUGCGUGUGGUGGUCUGGAUAAUAAGUGUUCUGUGUAUCCACUGACGUUUGACAAAAAUGAAAACAUGGCUGCCAAAAAGAAGUCUGUUGCUAUGCAUACCAACUACCUGUCGGCCUGCAGCUUCACGAACUCUGACAUGCAGAUCCUGACGGCAAGCGGUGAUGGGACAUGUGCCCUGUGGGACGUGGAGAGCGGGCAGCUGCUGCAAAGCUUCCACGGGCAUGGAGCUGACGUGCUCUGCUUGGACCUGGCCCCCUCAGAAACAGGAAACACCUUCGUGUCUGGGGGUUGUGACAAGAAAGCCAUGGUGUGGGACAUGCGCUCGGGCCAGUGCGUGCAGGCUUUUGAAACACACGAAUCUGACAUCAACAGUGUCCGAUACUACCCGAGUGGAGAUGCCUUUGCUUCAGGCUCAGAUGAUGCUACGUGUCGCCUCUACGACCUCCGGGCAGACAGGGAGGUUGCCAUCUAUUCCAAAGACAGUAUCAUAUUUGGAGCAUCCAGCGUGGACUUCUCCCUCAGUGGUCGCCUGCUGUUUGCUGGAUACAAUGAUUAUACCAUCAACGUCUGGGAUGUUCUUAAAGGGUCUCGAGUCUCCAUCCUGUUUGGACAUGAAAACCGUGUUAGUACUCUACGCGUUUCCCCUGAUGGGACUGCUUUUUGCUCAGGAUCAUGGGAUCAUACCCUAAGAGUUUGGGCUUAAUCAUCUGCCCACGAUGCACACAUGGGUACCUAAGGAUGGAAUUUUAAAUCGUCACAUAUAAAUAGAUCUUACUUCUGGAGAACAUGAGGGUUGCUUGCAGCUUAGCUUAAAGGAGCAGCUCCACAGCUGAAAAGCUCACUAAGCAACUCCAAUAUGACUAUUAAAACCACCACUGGAAAGAUGCCAGUGUGCGCUUUCGCACUAGGAGAACACCUUCAAGUACAGUGUUUUUCAUUUUGAACACUUUUUCAAAUGUAUUCAUUUUUAAUGUUAUUCUCAUAAUACGAGUCUCAGCUCCAUCUAUUACCAAUAGAAUUCAGCAUCACGUAUGUCCCAUAUUAUUUCCUUGAGUCAGAUUUGUUUUGGGAGUACUUUAAAAUCUGACCUUUCUCAGUGUGCACUGUGACUUUUGGAACCUUCUUCUAGAUGUGCUGAUCUUAAUGGACUGUUUGAGGGCUGUGUUAAUUAAUUGGCCUGUCAUAGAAGAAAAUUCCAAUUCCAAAUGUUAUUGGACAAAAUCACUUUUUGAAAAUAUGUUUCUAUUAUAAGGGUAUCUUUUUCAGUCUCAUACUGUCUUAUAAAACAUUUUCAUCUGUGUGAACUGCUAUAAAUGAAGUCGAGAUAUGCAUAAAGUGGACAGGAUGUUUGAUUUAUGAAUUAUGAUGAUAUGGUCUAUCACUAUAUCAUUUGGACAGGACAUUUUGUUUCAUUUGAGGGAAAAGCUGAGUGCUGUUUGUGACACAAAUGCUUCUCAGAACAACCAAAACCUUUCUCUGUGGUAACACAAAAUAGUGAACUUAUUUAAAAACCUAUUAGUAAUAUUAGAUGUAUUAAGAUGAGUAGUAUCCAGUCAGGCUAAAGAGGAUCUUGUCCAUACCAUACUCAGAAACUAUAAUAUGUGGACUCAUACUAGUCCAUAAACUGUAGUCAUAUUUAUUGCAUUACAGAUAUAAUUACAUAUACAGAUUAAUUGAUAGGUCUCAUGGGAUAAUGUCUUUGCUUCUCUUAUAGUGAGAAAAAAAUAGAAGAUAACUGGUCUUUAUUUGAAAUUUAGUAAUUCCUUCUGGAACAUACCAAGUGUUUUUGUUACAAGGAUCCCUUUUCCUUUUUUUAUUUUAGAUGUCAAGGCUUAUUGUUUUAGAAAAUUCAUUCGUAAAAAUGGCAUGCAUUACUUAGAGAAAUAAAAGGUCACCUCAGGCACCAAAAGCCAUUCCUGUGAGGCUCACCCUGUGGGCAGUCUGGGAUGUGACAGGCCAGGUCCUUGGGGUGCCCAAGGACGUAUGUCCGGAGUUCCCCAGAUCUCCUGUUCUCUUGGCCACCUCCAACCUGGCCCUCCUCUUAGUAGCCGUGUUGGCUUUGCAGGCCCAGCCAUAGGCCCUGCUGCUCAGAGAAGCCCUCCCCAGAGAUGAGCCAGGCUCAGAGAGGUCUGUCAGUCACCAGGGAGGUCUGAACCUGGCACUUCUGGAAGCACCAAGGGCUUCCGGACAUGCCUUCACUCAGACUACCUGUGAUGAGCCAGUCAGUCAAAAAUCAGCCAGUCCAGGUUUUUCCAUCAAUUCUUGUUAAACAUUAGGGUUAUAUCUGGUCAUCUGCCAAGCAAACUUUUACCAAGGGCUUAACUACACAGCAGGCCCUAGGGUAAAGAGUGAAAUAUGAAAGGUCCUUGCUUGCCUCCAGAGAGCCCAGAGGGAGGGACCGUGGUCCAGAGGGAUGCUGUUUCAGCCAUCUUCUCUCCCAGCCUUCUCCCUCCCCCAGUGGAUUCCAGUCUGGGCAGGGGCCAUGGGGUGUCCUGCCAGCUGCAAAAGCAGAAAGGUCCCAGAGUGUGUCCCGGGGUAUUUCCAAGCUCUGCUCCCAGGAUGUUACAGAGGUUGUGCCUAGCUCCUAGCUAGGAUACCCUUCCCUCUUUCCCACAGACCCUUCAGUGUCUCUGCAUUCUAACCUGGGCCUCCCAGAAGUAAAGGAAGACAGGACAAAGGAAACAUCAUCUAGACUCAGGGUCAGCAAUUUCAAGGUUAUGUGUUUGGAGAGAGAGAGAGCCUCUUCAGUAUAUGUACAAAAUAGCCCAUAACUUCCCAAUUAAAAAGCUACAAAAAAAACUUUUUAACUAUGAAAGUAUUCCCUAGAAUGCUCCCUUAGCCCCAUGGGCAGUAAGCCACUUACAAGUAUUUAAUCUCACAGUAGGUGUUGUUUAGUAUUUAUUGAUGAAAUACUUGGUUUGGAAUAUACAGCACCAUGUGGAAACUCCAGGUAAUAAAUUGUAUUUUGCAUAUUGAAAA
Molecule: messenger RNA, 3481 nt
Organism: Manis javanica (Malayan pangolin)
Lineage: Eukaryota; Metazoa; Chordata; Mammalia; Pholidota; Manidae
Gene: GNB5
Product: G protein subunit beta 5
Biological process (GO): signal transduction
Molecular function (GO): protein binding
Source: RefSeq, a predicted model, not a curated record